Molecule: messenger RNA, 1919 nt
Organism: Echinops telfairi (small Madagascar hedgehog)
Lineage: Eukaryota; Metazoa; Chordata; Mammalia; Afrosoricida; Tenrecidae
Product: ankyrin repeat and SOCS box protein 3
Exons: 12
Coding region: 411-1817 (468 amino acids)
Molecular function (GO): protein binding
Source: RefSeq, a predicted model, not a curated record
CCUUUCCCCCACGUCAGCGCUGCUCCGCCGUCGAGGCCGAAUACUGGGGCUUGUGGGAGGGGACGCCGGGAGGCCCAGCGGUCCGCAUUCUCAGGUGCUCACCCACAAAGCAAAGGCAGAGAAAAGGUUCCUGAGACUCAUGGAAGGACUUUGGAAGCUUCCUGAAAUUGUAUAGAAAACUUGAGGAGCUCCAGUGAGUUGUACUUUGAUGGGACAUGAACGGGAGAAGAAACUUUCCAGAGGGAAUUCCUUAGCCUUUCCAUAGGAGGAAAGAGAGAACACUUAAAAGUUGCUUGAUAGCUUUAUUUAAAAAUCAUAGUGAACACUAAUUCAUCAGAGAGAGAGAGAGAGACUUCCAGGCUUAGGCUCGAGAGCAGCAGGAGCUGUGGCAUGGCAGACUGAUCAGAAGAAUGGAUUUUAGAGAGGCUUACUCCAACACAUGCUCUGCCGUUGGACUUGCCUCCAGGGAAGGAAAUGUCAAAGUCUUAAGGAAACUGCUCAAAAAGGGACAUAGUGUUGAUGUUGCUGAUAACAGGGGAUGGAUGCCAAUUCACGAAGCAGCUUACCACAACUCUGUAAAGUGUUUGCAGCUGUUAAUUCAUGCAGAUUCAUCUGAAAACUACAUUAACACAAAGACUUUUGAGGGCUUCUCUGCCAUACAUCUCGCUGCAAGUCAAGGACACUGGAAGGUCAUACAGAUUCUAUUAAAAGCUGGGGCAGAUCCUAACGCAUCAACUUUAGAAGAAACCACGCCACUGUUUCUAGCUGCUGAAAAUGGACAGAUAGAUGUAUUAAAGGUGUUGCUUCGCCAUGGGGCAAAUGUGAAUGGACCCCAUUCUAUGUGUGGAUGGAAUACCUUGCACCAGGCCUCCUUUCAGGAAAAUGCUGAGAUCAUAAAGUUACUUCUUCAGAAAGGAGCCAACAAGGAAUGCCAGGAUGACUUUGGAAUCACACCUUUAUUUGUGGCUGCGCAGUAUGGCAAGCUAGCAAGCUUGGCCACACUCAUUUCAUCAGGUGCAAAUGUCAAUUGUCAAGCCUUGGACAAAGCUACUCCCCUGUUCAUUGCCUCUCAAGAGGGCCACACACAGUGUGUAGAGCUCUUGCUGUCCAGUGGUGCAGAUCCUGAUCUUUACUGUAAUGAGGACAAUUGGCAGUUACCUAUUCAUGCAGCUGCACAAAUGGGCCAUGCAAACAUCCUGGAAUUGCUGAUCCCAUUUACUGACCGGGCCUGUGACACUCAGCCCGACAAAGUGAGCCCGGUGUACUCAGCAGUGUUUGGAGGGCGCAAAGAUUGCCUAGAAAUACUGCUCCAGAAUGGCUACAGCCCAGAUGCCCAGAUCUGCCCAGUAUUUGACUUCAAUUCUCCUAUGUGUAUGGCUUUCCAAAUAGAAGAUGAUGCGUUUCCUGGGAUUGUGAAUCUCCUUUUGAAAUACGGAGCCCAUCUAAGCGAACUGUAUUUGGCCCACUGCCUGAAGUACGAGAAGUAUUCCGAGUUUCGCUAUUUUUUGAAGGAACGCUGCCCAUUGGAACCGUGGAGCCAUGUGUCUGAAUUUAUAAAUUAUGGAGUCAGAGCACAAGCGAAGUCUAGAGAAUGGUUGCCAUAUCUCCUGCUUGCAGGGUUUGACCCAUUGAAUCUACUAUGCAGUUCUUGGAUUGACUCAGUCAGUGAUGACACCCUUAUCCUCACUUUGGAGUUUACGAAUUGGAAAAGACUUCCAUCAACUGUUGAAAAGAUGCUCUCUGUUCGUGCCUCAAAAUCAUCUUGGGCUUUACAGGAACAUAUUGGUUUUAAGCAAAGAAAAAAAAAAAGGUUUUAAGCUAGUUACAGAAGUAAAGGACACACAGCAAGGGUAGCUUUUGCGCAAGGACAUCAGCAUGAACUAAACAUAAUAUAUGCAAAGUAUUCCUAUUAUUCAAGU